This is a messenger RNA of Oryctolagus cuniculus (rabbit), 972 nucleotides long. RefSeq names its product protein phosphatase 3 regulatory subunit B, beta (gene PPP3R2). Gene Ontology annotation, molecular function: calcium ion binding. The record is from RefSeq and is a predicted model, not a curated record. NCBI's taxonomy places the organism in Eukaryota, Metazoa, Chordata, Mammalia, Lagomorpha, Leporidae.
GCCUCACGAGCUCCCAUUCCUAUCCCGGCCCCCACCCCGACGUGGCUCAACCGUCUCAACUCAGCCCGCAUCCCACUGGGUCCUCCAGCCCUGCGAGCCGUUGUCCACAAACACAAUGGGAAACGAGGCCAGCUACCCGGCAGAGAUGUGCUCCCACUUUGACCAUGAUGAAAUUAGAAGACUGGGCAAAAGGUUUAGGAAGCUGGACCUGGACAAGUCGGGCACUCUGAGCGUGGAGGAGUUCAUGUCCCUGCCAGAGCUUCAGCAGAACCCGUUGGUGAAGCGAGUGAUCGACAUCUUCGACAUGGACGGCAAUGGAGAAGUGGACUUCAAGGAAUUCAUCUUGGGGACCUCUCAGUUCAGCGUCAAAGGAAACGAGGAGCAGAAGCUGAGGUUUGCUUUCAGCAUCUACGACAUGGACAAGGACGGCUAUAUUUCCAACGGUGAGCUCUUCCAGGUGCUGAAGAUGAUGGUGGGUAACAACCUCAGGGACUGGCAGUUGCAGGAGCUGGUUGACAAAACCAUCAUCAUCCUGGACAAGGAUGGCGAUGGGAAAAUAUCCUUUGAGGAAUUCAGCACUGUGGUUAGAGGCCUGGAGUUCCACAAGAAGUUGGUCGUCAUUGUAUGAGUCCUGGUUUUUUGUUUGUUUUUUUUUUUUAACAAGCACCACCUACCAACUUUUGUUUUCUUCUCUAUCUCUUCCAAGAUCUGCCCAAGAUAUCCAGAGCUCUCUCUCCCUCGGACUUACCAGGAAGUAUUUGUCUUUGGGAAGCCACAUUGUCUCACACAAGCUUCACCACCAAUCCAAUGUUAACUCUUCGCUGAGUCAGUCAGGGAAGAGCAAAAUGAAAGACUGUAGUGAGGAAAGAGAAGGAACUGGCUUUGAUAAACACCCUUUUUUGUUGUUAUUUGUAUUCAGAGACCAAACUAUAAAGAGUAAAGAAGAACUUUAAAGGUUCAGAAAUAAGAAAA